CUUCUCUUCUUCUUCUACCAACGCACUGCUACCUGAGCUACUCCCAGCUACUUCCAGCUACUCCCAAGCUAUAAAACCCCUCCCCCUCCUCCGUCUCUGUAUCUCAGCUCAACUUCCCACAUUUACCUAUAAACUAACUCAACCACCAUGAGCCUCCCCUCCAACGUCCACGUCUCCUCCCACCCCCUCCUGCAGGCCAAGCUCUCGCAACUGCGCUCCUCCUCCACCUCCACCCGUCAAACCCGCGAUCUCGUCCACGAGAUUGCCACCAUUCUGGGCGUGGAAGCUUUUGCAUCUGGCUGGAAAACGAAGCAAGAUGGAACGGACAAAACCCCACUAGGCAUCGAAUACCCAACCACGACCCUCGACCCCUCCAACAUCGCCUUGGUGCCCAUCCUCCGCUCCGGACUAGGCAUGACCGACGCCAUAAACUCGCUCCUCCCCACCAGCAUCCCCAUCUACCACCUGGGCCUCUUCCGCGAGCGCCUCACCCUGCAACCGGUCGAGUACUACAACAACCUGCCCUUCCACAAGGCCGCCGGCAGCGCCAACCCGGCCGCCGCCGAGACGGCCAUCCUGCUGGACCCGAUCAUCGCGACGGGCGCCACGGCCGAGGCGGCCAUCCAGCUGCUGCGGGAAUGGGGGGUGCGGCGCGUCGUGAUGCUGAGCGUGUUAGGGUCAGAGGCCGGGAUCCGCCGGGCGGCGGGGACGUGGGCGGACGGGGUGGAGGUGUGGACGGGGGCGGUGGACGCGCAGUGCGACGAGCGCGGGAUGAUCGUGCCCGGGUUGGGGGAUAUUGGGGAUCGUUUGUUUGUGGCGAUUGGGAAGUAGAUUUUUUUUGCUGUCGGUGGGUGGUAAGUUUCAACUGGGUGAUUGGGGGGUAAGUUAGGUAGCAUUGUCAUUAUGGCAUAGGCAUAGAUAAAUGGGGUGUGAGGAAGAGAAUGAAUCCAUAUGAG
Aspergillus aculeatinus CBS 121060 is the source of this 956-nucleotide messenger RNA. RefSeq names its product uracil phosphoribosyltransferase. The coding region runs from base 148 to 831 and encodes 227 amino acids. The transcript has 3 exons. The record is from RefSeq and is a predicted model, not a curated record. NCBI's taxonomy places the organism in Eukaryota, Fungi, Ascomycota, Eurotiomycetes, Eurotiales, Aspergillaceae.